Daldinia loculata is the source of this 1971-nucleotide messenger RNA. Its product is annotated as DNA polymerase alpha/epsilon subunit B-domain-containing protein. The transcript is spliced from 4 exons. The record is from RefSeq and is a predicted model, not a curated record. Bases 118 to 1659 code for a protein of 513 amino acids. Gene Ontology annotation, molecular function: DNA binding. Gene Ontology annotation, biological process: DNA replication; DNA strand elongation involved in DNA replication. Gene Ontology annotation, cellular component: delta DNA polymerase complex. NCBI's taxonomy places the organism in Eukaryota, Fungi, Ascomycota, Sordariomycetes, Xylariales, Hypoxylaceae.
GUCAAUUAACGCCAAAAACGCGUCUUCGUUCGGUGGACGCGUCUUUCCAUGCACUUUCUCUAUAACUACUAUUUCUCCUAAACCCAGGCCGAGGAUGUUAAUUAUAAGAUAUACACGAUGACCACGCUAGAUGAUAUCCCCGGAAACUUGCUCCGGAAGCCUUCGGGCAAGACGGAGGAUGAGCUCCAGAGAGCUUCUUCAGAUUACAAGUCGCUGCACUCCUUCAGGCUUGAUAAGGAUAAGCCAUAUAAGCAACAGUUCGCCGAUAUGUAUUUCCUGCGGCUCACUAAGAUCAAGCCUGCUGUCGAGCAACUCGCAUCUGCUGCUUGGGAUGACCAGCUUAUUGGUAAGGAGCCGGUGAAGAAGGCUGAGCGGGUGCUGGAUAUUCGACAGGGCGAGCUAUGUUGGGUCUCGGGUACCGUCUACAUGGAUAUGCCUCUAAAACCCAAUAUUCUUGAGGAUGUCUCGAAGGAUCGAUGGCUCUCAGCCCCCAUCUCAAACAAAAAGUACUACUCAGACGACGGUUCCGACGCCGUUACCCUAGAGGACGAGUCUGGCCGUAUACGCCUCGUCGGCGACGUGCUGAACUCCGUGCUCCUUGUGACCGGGUGCAUCAUUGCCGUCAUGGGUACCGAGAACGCGAACGGCCAGCUCGAAGUCAUCGACCUGAAAUUUCCCGAUCUACCCCCGCAGCCAGAACGCCGGGCGCUACCUAAGCCGCCCGUCGACGCCAAGGGUGGUGCCACGAAGGGAAAAGCCAACCCAAAACCCAAAGACGAAGACGCUGAGAUGACAGACGCCGGGUCCAAGGGCAGCGGGUCCAAAAUCGCCAUCGUGUCCGGCCUAGGCUUCUCCGGCACCGACGCCUCGCACGCAAUUGAGCUAAGCCUACUCCUCGAGUUCCUGCUAGGCGAAUCCCUCGACCCCUCCGCACAACAAGAGCUAUCCCAAAUAAGCCGGCUGAUCAUCGCGGGCAACUCCAUCUCCCUCGAGGAGCGACGCCCCGGCACCGACGAAGACUUAACCGAGAAAAAAGCACACAAAAAGUACGGCUACGACAGCAGCGCAUAUAACGCCUUACCAUCGCAACUCCUCGACGAGUUCCUCUCCGCAUUGCUACCCUCGAUCCCCGUAACCCUACUCCCCGGGGCUCAGGACCCCGCCAACGCGAGCUUCCCGCAGCAGCCGAUCCACCCGGCCAUGUUCCCGUACUCGCGCCCAUACACGGCACCGCCUACAGCUACGGACGCCGAGCCCGGCUGGUUCGACGCCGUGACGAAUCCGUGGGAGGGUGAGGUCGAUGGGUGGCGCGUGCUAGGGACCGGAGGGCAGAACGUCGAUGAUAUAUUCAAGUACGUCGAUAGCGAUGAUCGGCUAGGCAUGAUGGAGGCGAUGUGUCGGUGGCGGUGCUGUGCGCCGACUGCGCCUGAUACGCUAUGGAGCUACCCCUUCCAAGACGACGACCCGUUCGUCAUGCAGACAUGUCCGCACCUAUUUUUCGCCGGCUGCCAGCCCCGGUUCGGCACCAAAGUCAUAAAAGGCCCAGAAGGGCAAUCCGUGCGGCUCGUUGCCGUCCCAUCCUUUGCAGAUACCCAAGAGAUAGUGCUGGUGGAUACCGAGACCUUAGACGUCACGAAGGUUAAGAUUUCUGCGGUCUAGGAGGCCACGGCCCGAGCGUAAAGUUAGGUACGCUAGGGUUAUAACGGCAGGACUUGAGGGGUAGGACUUAAGGGGUCUCCAGAAUAGAAAGCUCUUGCCAAUGAUAUCCAUAUAUAGUAGCCAAGGCUAAAGGGCGAGAAAUUCAAGGACAUUCACGGGCCGAGCUUAGCAACUAUUUAUCGUCUAACUACAUGGAUUUAGGGGGAGAGCUUAAAUGUCAUUAUAAGAAUCAAUCAAACCCAGCGCGAGGCAGGACCGUAAGUCUACUGAAAAAAGAUAUUUAUUAGGCCUAAGCCGUAACAUGAAAUCAAC